AUGGAGGCGUUGAAGAAGAAAAGAUCAGUCCAUUUCCAAGGAUUACAACGAAUUCGAACACAAGUAAAUCCGAUCCUCGAAGAAAGCCAUGCAUCAUUCGAAAGUAUGGUAAAAUUAGAAUCAUUUUUUAAUAAAUUAAAAGUUGAUGCCGAGAAGUUUUAUGAAGCUACUGAUGACGUGCUUGUAAAGCUUGUAAAAGAUGACGACGAAACUGAAAUUGCUCUCACUGAACAGUGUUUCAGUGAAAAAGAUACCAUUAUUGACCUCGUCGUGAAUGUUGAAUCGAAAAUCGCCUGGUUAAAAUCCACUCUUGAAAAAAAUCAAUCUAGUGAUUCUAUUAUUUCAAAUACUCCGUUAUCAACGAAUUCAACAGGUAUCAGGUACGCUACUAUUAUGAAGGAUGUCGAACCUCCAACAUUCGAUGGUGAUGCAACGGAGUUCGCAGAGUGGCGUGCUAUGUUCGAAAAUUUAGUGCAUGAUAACCAAGAUUACACUCCGACGACAAAAUUGUAUUUUUUGAAAAAAUGUUUCGUUGGUGAGGCUAAAGGAGUCGUCAGUCAUUAUCCAUUAACUAGGGAAGGCUAUGCAAAUGCCUGGGCCUAUGUUAUCUAUCGUUACAGUAAGCCUAAAGCUGUAGUUGGUGCAUUUUUUAAAAAAUUGAUGGCUUUGGAAAAAAUUAAAAACGAAUUAGGAAUUCAACGUUUACUUGAUUCAACAAACAGUGUAAUUCGAGGCCUAACAUCAGCAAAAGAAAACGUAAACGAUACAAUGUCUCGUUUUAUCACCUAUUUAACCUACAUCAAGUUAGAUGAUGAUACUCGUCGCGAUUGGGAUAAUCAUUACACUAAUCUCAAUCAGUACCCAAAAUUUGAAGAAAUUGAUGAAUUUUUACAAAAUCGUGCCCAUAUUGCGUCCGAACGUGUGUAUUCAAAGAAAGAAAGCCAAAAUAGGCCUAAAGAAAGUUCUGGCAAAAAAUCGUUUGUUGCUACUAAUAAUAAUGGUAAAAAACCAACCUGUGUUGAUUGUAAUGGCGAUCAUGCUUUGUACACGUGUGAAAAUUUCAAGAAAAAAGAUCCAAAAGAGCGUUAUAAAUUCGUUAAAAGUAAAUCGCUCUGUGUUUUAUGCCUACAUUCUGGGCACAAUGGGCAAUCUUGUACACAUACAAAUUUCAAAUGCAAAUGUGGCGAUCCUCAUAACUACCUAUUGCAUUUUGGAAACAAAAAACCUGAUCCAAAACCUGAUGAAAACGCUACCUCGGGUGACGCUUCGAAAGAAACUCCUAUUCAAAAAACUUCGUUAUCAGUUGCUGUCGAAAAUAUUGAAAAAACUGUCUUAUUACCUUCCGCUGUGGUGAAAAUUAUCUGUGGUGAUAUCGUUGGUAAAAUGCGAGUACUCCUUGAUAGCUGUUCUCAGGCAUCUUUAAUCUCCGAUACCGCAAUUAAAAAAUUCAAUUUGCCUACUCGAAAAUCUGCCUACACUUCGUCAAUCACUGGUGUUGGCCCUUCUUCAACUACUACAUCGUCGAUCGUUGAUUUAAUCGUUGCUUCGAAGAAAGAUACAUUCCGUUUAGUUGUCCAAGCUGAUAUCGUUCCUGCUUCGGCCAUGAAAUACUCAAUAAAUGUCGAGUUUCCCAAAAAACUGAUUAAUUCGCUUCGUAACAUUUCGUUAGCAGAUCCAGCCUACCACAAUACUAACAUCUCUAUUGAUAAAAUUGAUAUGAUCAUUGGUGCCGAAUAUUUUGGGAAAUGUAUGAUGGAUGAAUCGCUCACUCUCGAUUCCCUAGAUCUUCGGUUAUCUCAAUUUGGCUGGAUUGUGUCUGGAGUCGUUCCUCAAAAUUCCGAUUCAAAAAAGUUCGUUGGUUUCACUCGCCAAGAUAUUGAUGAAAAAUUAAACAAAUUCUGGGAAAUUGAAGAAGCCAGUAUUCCAGUUAAAAUCAAAAAUUUUGAAGCCGAUCAGUGCGUUCGUCAUUUUGAAAAUACGUAUUCGUUCGCAGAAGAUGGUAAAUUUAUCGUUCGGUUGCCAUUUAAAAUACCUCGUGAUAGUGUCGAAAAUAAUCGAAAACGAGCGAUGAGUGCGUUAUUGCGUGUUGAAAAAAGCCUAAAUGAAGAAAAUAAAAGUGCGUAUUGCGAGUUUAUGCGAGAAUAUCGUGAGUUAGGCCAUAUGUCGAUCGCGAAAUAUGAUCCUAGCGCUUGUUUCUUACCUCAUCGCGCCGUAAUUUGCGCCUGCAGUUCGACUACACCGUUGCGUGUUGUAUUUAACGCUUCUGCCGGUAAUCCGUCCUUGAACGAUGCGUUGAUGAAUGGUCCAAAUAUUCAGAGAGAGCUUUUCGACAUUUUAGUGAGCAUGCGUUCAUUCAAGUUCGUUUUUACUGCUGAUAUUGCUAAAAUGUAUAGAGCAAUUUGGAUGCAUUUAGAAGAUCGAAAAUACCAAUCCAUCUUUUGGAGAGAAUCGCCUAAUCAUAAAAUCGAAGAAAAUAUUCUAAACACUGUGACUUAUGGCACGGGACCCGCAGCUUUCACUGCUACAAAGUGUUUAGAUGUUGUGGCUGAAGAAGUUGAAAAGGGUGAAGUGGACCUAAACUUUGAAGCUGAAAAUGUGUACUUCAGCUCUGAAGAAAUUGAAGAGUUUUUCCAGUUAGUAGCCGAGCUUAUUCGCAACAAUUUUUAUAUAGAUGAUUUCAGCGGUGGUGCUGACUCUGAACGAAAAGCUAUCUUGAUUCAAAAACUUUUGCAUCAUGCUCUCAAAAGACGCGGUUUCAUUUUACGCAAAUAUUCGUCAAAUUCGUCAAAAAUCCUAGAUAACAUCGAUCCUGAUCUACUUGCCAUAAAUUCUCCGAAAGUUAUGACUGAUAAUCUGGGUUCAGUCGCGAUUUUGGGUGUUGAAUGGCACCCAAGUGAAGAUUUUUACUCAAUCAAAAUCAACAUCGAGUCGUUCGAAUCAUCUGCCAUUACCAAGAGAAUCAUUUUGUCCUUCAUCUCACGCACAUUUGAUCCAUUGGGAUUGGUUGCUCCCGUACUUAUUCGUGGAAAAUUGCUUCUAAAAACUGUAUGGUUAGAAGGAAAAGAUUGGGAUGAUGUCGUCUCAACAGAAACUGCUCGACGAUUUGAAUCGUAUAUGAAAGAAUGA
Molecule: messenger RNA, 3126 nt
Organism: Planococcus citri (citrus mealybug)
Lineage: Eukaryota; Metazoa; Arthropoda; Insecta; Hemiptera; Pseudococcidae
Exons: 1
Coding region: 1-3126 (1041 amino acids)
Source: RefSeq, a predicted model, not a curated record